Thelazia callipaeda (thelaziosis nematode) is the source of this 432-nucleotide messenger RNA. Lineage: Eukaryota; Metazoa; Nematoda; Chromadorea; Rhabditida; Thelaziidae. The record is from the annotation of a GenBank genome assembly.
AUGGGUGAAAAACAUACGGUUUAUGAAGUCACACGGGAUGAAUAUGAAAAGCCAAUUCGAGAUCCAUAUUUGGAGUCAUUGGCACGUUUGUCAUAUGCCGAACUUGAUGACAAAUACAAUCCAGGUCCAACGUUACCUGAUGGAAGUGUUAAUUUUGAAUGUCAUUGCGUUGCUCACUUAGUUGCUAGCCCAUGUGGCUACGAAUUUCGUGAAGCAUUAACAUGUCAAAAACGAGUAGGAGAAUCAGCAUUAGAGGAAGGUGAAUGUGCUGAAGAAUUUAUGAAUUUUAUGAGAUGUGUUAUUCGAACAGAAUGCUUUAAAGGUAACUUUUUUCAUAACUGUCAAUCAGAUCCAAAAGAAGAGGGAGAUGAAGAUGAAGAGAUGAACCAAAAAGCCAAAUUAAUUGAUUCGGAUAAAUCUGAUAGACAUUAA